Molecule: messenger RNA, 225 nt
Organism: Rotaria sordida
Lineage: Eukaryota; Metazoa; Rotifera; Eurotatoria; Philodinida; Philodinidae
Source: the annotation of a GenBank genome assembly
AUGGGCAUGAAGGAAAAAGGCAAUUUGAAUUUCACUGAAAACUUCGCACUUAGUGGCCUUGCUGCUGUUAUCUCAAAAACAGCAGCUGCACCUAUUGAACAUGUAAAGCUACUCGUACAAAAUCAAGGUGAAUUGCUUAAACAAGGUAUAAUCAGUCGUCCAUAUAAUGGUGUUAUUGAUUGUGCUGUACAAACAUUCAAAAAUGAAGGCCUAUUUCUAUUUUGA